Molecule: messenger RNA, 1071 nt
Organism: Nerophis lumbriciformis (worm pipefish)
Lineage: Eukaryota; Metazoa; Chordata; Actinopteri; Syngnathiformes; Syngnathidae
Source: RefSeq, a predicted model, not a curated record
AUGGCAGGAUGUUGCUGCUGCAUGUCGGCCGAGGCCAGGGAGAGCAAACACAUCAGCGACCAAAUUGAGACGCAGCUCAAGAAAGACAAGAAGAACUGUCGCCGGGAGCUCAAACUGCUUCUCUUGGGCACUGGCGAGAGCGGCAAGAGCACAUUCAUCAAACAGAUGAGGAUCAUUCAUGGUGGAGGCUACAGCGAGAAGGAAAAACAGAAUUACGCUAAACUAGUCUACCAGAACAUCUACACAUCCGUGCAGGCCAUGAUCCGAGCCAUGGAGACGCUGCGCAUCCCCUUCAUCGACACGAGCCUGAAGGCUAGCGCCGCCAUGCUGCUGGGGGUUGAGGUGCUGAAGGUGGAGCUCCUGAAUGACGAACACGUGGCGGCCAUCCAAAGACUGUGGAACGACGGCGGCCUGCAGGAAUGCUUCAACCGCCGGCGGGAGUACCAGCUGUCCGACUCCACCAAAUACUACCUCACAGAACUUGAACGCAUCUCGAAGCCUUCCUACGUACCUGACCUCCAGGAUAUCCUGCGGGUCCGGGUUCCCACCACAGGCAUCAUUGAAUACCCCUUUGAUAUGGAGAGUGUCAUUUUCAGGAUGGUGGACGUAGGCGGCCAACGCUCCGAGCGCAGGAAGUGGAUCCACUGCUUCGAAGACGUCACGUCCAUCAUGUUCCUGGUGGCGCUUAGCGAGUAUGACCAAGUUCUGGUGGAGUGCAGCAAUGAGAACCGCAUGCAGGAGAGCAGGGCCCUGUUCAAGACCAUCAUCUCGUAUUCAUGGUUCCAAAGCUCGUCCAUCAUCCUGUUCCUCAACAAGACCGAUAUCCUCCAGGAGAAGAUCCAGCAUUCCCACCUGGCUGACUACUUUCCACAGUUUUCGGGUCCUCGUCAGGACGCGUGUGCGGCUCAGGAGUUCAUCCUGAAGAUGUACCAGGACCAAAACCCGGACAGGGACAAGAAGCUGUACCCGCACUUCACCUGCGCCACUGACACGGAAAACAUCCGCUUUGUGUUCGCCGCUGUCAAGGAUACCAUCCUGAGACAGAAUCUCCAGGUCUUCAACUUGCUCUAA